AUGCCAAAGGAGGCCCUCUUGAACGCCCUGGACGAACUCGGAAAAAACGACUUGGAGCGUUUCAAGUGGUUCCUGAAGGACGAACGCCUUCAAGACUCCUCGACCAUCCCGGUGAACAAGCUGGAGGAUGCGGAGACGUGGUACGUCGUUGAUUUGAUGAUCCAGACCUACACGGUUCCCGGAGCUGUGACGGUGACCAAUCAGGUCUUGAAAAAGAUCAACAGAAAUGAUCUGCUGCUGCAAAAAGAUGAAAUCACUUUGCAACCAAAGUCAGCAUCCAUCUUAAAUUACCAACAAAAGCUUCAAUCCAACCUUCAGAACAAGUUUCUCCUUGCCCCAGAAUGGUUGAAGAACGAUGAGCCACGUCUAGAUGAUAUCUACACAAAGCUGUACAUCACAUCAGGGUGCGACGGACACAUCAACCAUGAGCAUGAGGUCAUCGAGCUUGAGAUGAAACCAGCAGGAACAGAGAACCCCAUCAAACCUUGUGACAUGUUCAAACACCCCUCUGGAAGAUACAAACCCAUAAGAACAGUUCUGACAAUUGGAAUCGCAGGAAUUGGCAAAACCUUUCUCGUGAGAAAGUUUGUGUUGGAUUGGGCUGAAGGAAGAGCCAAUCAAGAUGUGCAUCUCAUUUUCCCUCUCAACUUCCGCCAGCUGAAUUCGUGUAAGGACCGUUUUUGUUUGGCAGAGCUCAUUCAUGAAUUCCUCCCAGAGUCCAGAGACAUCCAGAAAGAGAGUGAAUUCAAAAUUCUGUUUGUCUUGGAUGGACUGGAUGAGAGCCGUCUUUGUCUGGACUUCUCUACCAGUGGAGAUCAGGCAUUUAACUUGGAUGUGACAGCGCCAACCUCAGUAGACGUGCUGCUGACGAACCUUAUCAACAAGAAACUGCUGGCCUCCGCUCGCCUCUGGAUAACCACGCGACCUGCCACAGCCAGUAAAAUCCCUCGAGAGUUCAUCAGCGUCAUGACAGAGGUCCGAGGGUUCACCGACCCACAGAAGGAGCAGUACUUCAGGAAGAGGUUCAGAGACGAGGACCAGUCCAGCAGAAUUAUCUCCCACAUCAAGACAUCACGAAGCCUCCACAUAAUGUGCCACAUUCCAGUCUUCUGCUGGAUCACUUCUGCAGUUCUGGAGGAGGUGAUGAACCCCAAAGAGGGAGUAGAGCUGCCCAAGACACUGACUGAGAUGUAUAUCCACUUCCUGGAGUUUCAGAUGCGUCAUACAAAAAAUAAGUACAACCAAAAACAAUGCAUUAAGUGUAUUAAGUCAUUAGCAAAACUGGCUUACCACCAACUGGAAAAGGGCAACCUGGUCUUUACAAAGGAAGAUCUCAAAGAGAGUGGCAUCGAUGUGAGUGGAGCCUCGGUGUGCUCUGGAGUGUUCACAGAGAUCUUCAAAGAGGAACGUGGGAGAAGGAAUAAUGAAGACAAGUUGUUCAGCUUUAUCCAUCUGAGUGUUCAGGAGUUUCUUGCAGCUUUUUAUGUAGAGAUGGCAGCCACUACCAAACACAAGAAUGUAAUGUGUGAGCCGGGUCAAACUUGUGGGGAACAAGUGAAAAUGUUUUUAAGCAGAACAUCGAUGUCUGAGAUCUACAAGUUUGCUAUUGACAAGGCCUUGAUGAGUCCAAAUGGACACCUGGACCUGUUCCUCCGAUUCCUCUUGGGUCUCUCUCUGCAAACCAAUAAGAAUCUCCUACGAGGUCUGAUGACACAGACAGGAAGAAGCGCAGAGUCCAAUCAGAAAACAGUUGAGUACAUCAAGAAGAAGAUCAGCGAGAAUCAGUCUCCAGAGAGAAGCAUCAACCUGUUCCACUGUCUGAAUGAACUGAACGAUCGUUCUCUAGUGGAGGACAUUCAACAGUACCUGAGCUCUGAAGGUCUCUCCACGAAUAAACUGUCUCCUGCUCAGUGGUCAUCUCUGGUCUUCAUCUUACUGUCAUCGCGGGAUGAUUUGGCUGUGUUUGACCUGAAGAAAUAUUCUGCUUCAGAGGAGGCUCUCCUGAGGCUGCUGCCAGUGGUCAAAGCCUCCAACAAAGCUCUGCUGGGCAGCUGUAAUCUGUCAGAGAGAUGCUGUGAAGCUCUCUCCUCACUUCUCAGCUCCAGGUCCUCUAGUCUGAGGGAGCUGGACCUGAGUAACAACGACCUGCAGGAUUCAGGAGUGAAGGUGCUCUCUGCUGGACUGUGUAGUACAAGCUGCCAACUAGAGGCUCUAGGGUUGAAUCAAACCAAGCUCACAAAGAUUGGCUGUCAGGACCUCGCAUCGGUUCUCUGCUCCCAGUCCUCCCAUCUGAGGGACUUGGACCUGAGUAACAACGGCCUUCUCGAUUCAGGAGUGAAGCUGCUCUCUGCUGGACUGGAGAGUAGUCAUUGUGCACUGAAGACUCUCAGGCUGAGUGGCUGUAAUCUAUCAGAGAGAAGCUGUGAAACUCUGUCCUCAAUUCUAAGCUCCCAGUCUUCUACUUUGAAAGAGCUGGAUCUUAGUAAGAACAACCUGCAGGAUUCAGGAGUCAUGUUGCUCUCUGCCGGACUUGAGAAUCUACGCUGUAAACUGGAGACUCUCAGGCUUUCAGGGUGUAUGGUCACAGAGGAAGGCUGUAUUUCUCUGGCCUCAGCUCUAGGAUCCAACCCCUUCCACCUGAGAGAGCUGGACCUGAGCUACAACCACCCAGGAGUGUCAGGUGUGAGGCUGCUGUCUGCUGGCCUGCAGGGUAAACACUGGAAACUAGAAACGCUGAGGGUGGAACAUGGUGGAGAGCAGAGGCUGAAACUUGGCCUGAGGAAAUAUGCCUGUGAACUCACCCUGGACACAAACACAAUGAACAGACACCUCAAACUGUCCGACAACAACAGGAAGGUGACAGUGGAGAAAAGGAAGCAGCUCUACCUCGGUCACCCAGAAAGGUUCGACUACUGGUACCAGGUGUUGUGCACCAAUGGUCUAACCGGUCGCUGUUACUGGGAGGUCGAGUGGAGAGGAGACGUCGAGGUCGCGGCCACUUACAGAGGAAUCAAGAGGAAAGGAGAAAGUGCCGACUGCUCGUUUGAAGGGAACAAUCAUUCCUGGUGUCUGACCUGCUCCACUGUCGACGGUUAUUCCGUCAGUCACAACGACAGGAGCGUCCGCCUGUCCCGCUCCUCCUCCUCUGGCAGAGUAGGAGUGUACGUGGACUGGCCCGCUGGCGCUCUCUCCUUCUACAGAGUCUCCUCCGACGCACCUGUCCACCUCUACACCUUCAACAUCGCAUUCAGCGAGCCGCUGUAUCCCGCUUUCGGGUUUGGGUUGUUCGGCUCCUCCGUGUCUUUGUGUUCACUGUCGGAGGGAGAAACUCCUCCAGUGUAGAGAAACACACACACACACACACACACACACACACACUGCUGCACACACACACACACACACAAACAAACACAGAAAGACACA
Pungitius pungitius (ninespine stickleback) is the source of this 3423-nucleotide messenger RNA. Its product is annotated as NACHT, LRR and PYD domains-containing protein 12-like. The record is from RefSeq and is a predicted model, not a curated record. Gene Ontology annotation, biological process: intracellular signal transduction. The transcript is spliced from 9 exons. The coding region runs from base 1 to 3342 and encodes 1113 amino acids. Lineage: Eukaryota; Metazoa; Chordata; Actinopteri; Perciformes; Gasterosteidae. Gene Ontology annotation, molecular function: protein binding.